CCACCGGAAUUAUAAAUUAAGAUUAUUCACGCAAGCUAAUCACUCCGUUAAAAAAAUUAAUCUAAACUAUUAUCUCAACGUCGUGAAGCUCAACAACGUUGUCCUUCGUCUACUGAUUUCAUAGCUCUCCACAACUCUAUACCGUUAAGCUAAAAUGCAAAAUUUUCUUUUCUAUAAAGCCCACUAAAUCAUCUGCCUCACAUACACUCGAUUCAGACAAUAAUUCAGAGACGACAUGGGAUUUCUUGUUCUGGGUUUUGUGCUGUGUCUUCUCCCUCUUCUAUUUUGUAGCCUGAAACUGUUUCAUGCAAUAUGGUGGAGACCCAAAAUGAUAGAGAAGAAGCUGAGAAAAGAAGGCAUCCAUGUCCUUCCUUACAAUUUUAUUCAUGGGAACCUUAAGGAGAUGAUCAAGUUAGCCUCAGAAGCUAAGUCUAAGCCAAUGGAGCUAACCCACGACAUCGCUUAUCGUGUCGAUCCUUUUCUUCUGCAACUCUCCAUUUUGUAUAAGAAGCCAUUUGCUGUUUGGUAUGGAAUCGUUCCUCGAGUGACGAUCAUGGAUCCGAAGCUAAUAAGAGAGAUCUUAACGAGGAAGUUUGAAUUUCGAAAGCCAGAAGUAAGUUCAACCAUGAAGUUUUUCUUGAAAGGCCUUGCGAAUAUUGAUGGAGAUAAGUGGGCAAAGCACAGGAAGAUAAUCAACCCUGCGUUUCACAUAGAGAAAUUAAAGGGGAUGUUACCAUCUUUUAUGGCUUCAUGUGAAGAAAUGGUUGAGAAAUGGGAGAAGUUGAUAGACUCAUCAGCAAACUCUUGUGAAUUGGACGUAUUCCCUGAGUUUCAGAACUUAACAGGAGAUGUUAUAUCAAGAGCAGCUUUUGGCAGCAAUCUUCAAGAAGGGAGGUUGAUUUUCAGUCUUCAGAGAAAACAAGCUGCACUCUUUUUACAGUCAAUUUUCAGUCUGAAUUCCAUCUGGUCAAGAUUUUUGCCCUCAAAAUUGCACAAACGGAUGAUCAAAAUCCACCAAGAAGUUAGAGCUCUGCUUAGUGGCUUAAUAGAGAGUAGGGAGAAGGCUAUACUUUCAGGAAAUGGAUGCAAGGAUGAUUUGUUGAAUCUACUACUCAAGUCUAAUUUAAAUGAGAUUCAACAAAACAAAGAUCUUGGGAUGUCAAGAGAAGAUGUGAUAGAAGAAUGCAAGCUAUUCUACUUUGCUGGUCAUGAGACCACUGCCAAUUUGCUAGCUUGGACUAUGAUUGUGUUGAGUAUGCAUCAAUCCUGGCAAGAAAAGGCUAGGCAGGAGGUUCUGCAACUCAUUGGAAAAAAUAACCCAACUUUUGAUGAGUUGAACCACUUAAAGAUAAUGAACAUGAUCCUGCUUGAGAUUCUGAGAUUAUAUCCGCCAACUUCACUUGUUCGAUCCAUUAAAGAAGAGACAAAGCUAGGAGAAUACUCUUUUCCAGGUGGAGUAAGCUUGCUGAUUCCAGUGUACCUCAUCCACAGGGAUCCUGAGCUAUGGGGAGAAGACGCAACAGAGUUUAAUCCCGAAAGAUUUUCUGAUGGGAUUUCCAAGGCAACUAAGGAUUCACAAUCUUCAUUCUUUUCGUUCGGCUGGGGACCAAGAAUGUGCAUUGGCCAAAACUUUGCAAUGCUUGAAGCUAAAUUAGCACUAGCUUUGAUUUUGCAACACUUCUCUUUUGAGCUUUCCCCUUCCUACAAACAUUCUCCCAACGUUGCUCUUACUCUUCAACCUCAGUUUGGUGCGCAGAUCAUCAUACACAAGAUUUAAUGGGAAGAAAUGCUUAUUAAAUUAUGUGUAUUUUAAUUUUUACAAAUAAUAUUUUUUUCUAAUUAAGUCGAUAAAUGUCACACUAAAUAAUUAACUCUC
This is a messenger RNA of Manihot esculenta (cassava), 1876 nucleotides long. RefSeq names its product cytochrome P450 72A15. The coding region runs from base 236 to 1777 and encodes 513 amino acids. Gene Ontology annotation, molecular function: iron ion binding; oxidoreductase activity, acting on paired donors, with incorporation or reduction of molecular oxygen; monooxygenase activity. The record is from RefSeq and is a predicted model, not a curated record. The transcript has 5 exons. NCBI's taxonomy places the organism in Eukaryota, Viridiplantae, Streptophyta, Magnoliopsida, Malpighiales, Euphorbiaceae.